Anguilla anguilla (European eel) is the source of this 508-nucleotide messenger RNA. It is a transcript of the gene pfdn1, whose product is annotated as prefoldin subunit 1. Gene Ontology annotation, biological process: protein folding. The transcript has 4 exons. Gene Ontology annotation, cellular component: cytoplasm; prefoldin complex. Lineage: Eukaryota; Metazoa; Chordata; Actinopteri; Anguilliformes; Anguillidae. The record is from RefSeq and is a predicted model, not a curated record. Gene Ontology annotation, molecular function: protein folding chaperone. Bases 50 to 460 code for a protein of 136 amino acids.
AGGAGACUGAACAUAAACACUUCCUCCAAAUCACACACCCGACCUGCUCAUGCCACUGCGCAUACUCAUACAUAAGCGGUCAUUUUCAAAGAUGGCGACCCCCAUAGACCUAGAGUUGAAAAAGGCCUUCGCGGAGCUGCAGGCGAAGAUGAUCGACACGCAGCAGAAGGCAAAGAUGGCUGACCUGCAGAUCGAGCAGCUCAGCCGCGUGAAGAAGCACGCUAACCUGACCAACGCCGAGAUCGCCACGCUGCCCAACACCACACGCAUGUACGAGGGCAUCGGCCGCAUGUUCAUCCUCCAGUCUAAAGAUGACAUCAACCGGCAGUUGAUAGAGAAACAGAAGACUGCUGAUGAGAAGAUCAAAGAACUCGAGCAAAAGAAGACGUAUCUGGAGCGCAGCGUGAAGGACGCCGAGGACAACAUCCGAGAAAUGCUCAUGUCCAGGAGGGCCCAGUGAUACACACACACACACGCACCCCACCCCAGAAACACACACACACACACA